CAUUUCCGCUUCAAGCGUCUACACAACUGAAGUCAAAGGCCGAUCGAAAACCGCUCGAAUGGGUUGGCGGAGAGGAUUAAAGCGAAACAAAAAUAUGAUAUUUUGAUGCUUCACGUUUUCCCAAACAAGCUUGACUUUGCGCCUAUGGACUCCGAAUGGUGCUUAGACUGCGACGAAGACGCAGUAGCGACGCUGUAAACUAUUUUUUGGCGGAUAUUCUAGUCUCCUUUUCUGUGGACGUCUGUUUGUUGGGUCUACACGGUUUUAACAAGCUAGCGCUAGCCUCGGCUCUGGCGAGCUGCUUUUAGCUGCAAUGGUCGUCGCAAGCUUAUGCGGAUGUCUCCGGAAUUUAUAUUGAGCCGACUGCAACAAAUGGGACUAUCCAGCACCAGUCGAAAACGUUGCGGCAUCGACUAAACAUUAACGAUUCUAAUAAAAAUUGGAAGUAGUUGGGAUUAAGAGGAUUCUGUGGACGCUACAGCAGCAGGUGUUUUUCUAAUUGGAUUUAGCCCACUGACAUUCUCCCACAGCCAUGGAAUCGACGGUUGAUGACGAUGCAAUGGCUGCGUGAAUGAAGCUUGGCGUGGGAAGAGCUGAACGAUGCCCAAAGGUGGGGGUUCUAAAACCCCCCAGCUGGACCACUUCCCACUCAACACCGACAUGGUUGAAAAGCAGGGUGGGAAAAAGGAUAAAGUGUUGUCAAAUAAGACUCCCAAAUUGGAUCGCAAUGAUGGGGUCAAAGAGAUGAAAGAAAAGGCACCUAAAAGGAAACUCCCCUUCACUGCCGGAGCAAAUGGAAACCAGAAAGAUUCAGACUCUGAGAAACCAGGUCCAGAGAGGAAGCGCAUUAAAAAGGAGCCCACUAACACCCGGAAGGCGUUUGGAAUCGGGAUGCCGGGGAUCCGGACUGGGUACCCCGUCUCUGAGCGGCAGCAGGUGGCCUUGCUCAUGCAAAUGACAGCUGCGAAGUCUGUCAACAGUCCAGACUCAACACCAAAGCAUCAGUCGCAGUCCUGUCUGGGUCAGAAGGGAACGCCAAACUCUGCAUCUAAAACCAAAGACAAAGUAAAUAAAAGGAAUGAAAGAGGAGAGACUCGACUGCACAGAGCAGCAAUUCGAGGAGAGGUGCGCCGCAUCAAGGAGCUCAUCAACGAGGGAGCUGAUGUGAAUGUAAAAGACUUUGCAGGCUGGACUGCAUUGCACGAGGCAUGUAACAGAGGGUAUUAUGAUGUGGCCAAGCAGCUGCUGGCAGCCGGAGCUGAAGUCAACACCAAGGGACUGGAUGAUGACACUCCUCUGCAUGAUGCAUCCAACAAUGGACAUUUUAAGGUGGUGAAGCUUCUUUUACGAUAUGGAGGAGACCCACGUCAAAGCAACAGGAGGGGCGAGACGCCACUGAAGGUUGCCAGCUCUCCAACAAUGCUGAAUCUGUUGCUGGGGAAAGGCACUUACACCUCGAGUGAAGAGAGCUCAUCAGAAACGUCUGAGGAGGACGCACCCUCGUUUGCCCCCUCGAGCUCUGUAGAUGGCAAUAACACGGACUCGGAGUUUGAGAAGGGCUUGAAGUUAAAAGGGAAAAUCGCAGACGCUCCCAAAUCUGCCAUCACACCCGUUAAAGACGAAUAUGAAUUUGAUGAGGAUGAUGAGGAGGAGCGUGUUCCUCCUGUUGAUGAUAAACACCUUCUGAAAAAAGACUUUCGAAAAGACACGGUCAGUAAGACCAACAGCUUCAUCUCUAUAUCCAAGAUGGAGGUUAAAACCUAUUCCAAAAGCAACUCAGUCACACCAAAGAAAGCUGUCAGGCGAAUCAUCUCUGACAGUAACAGUUCAGACGAGGAUGACAGGACGUUGUGUUUCACACCAGCGCCUACGCCACGGCAACAAGCCCAGCAAACAAAUACCAAGACUAGAGACUCUGGCAGCAUGAGCUCUAAACAACAAAAAGACAAAAAUAAAGUCAAGAAGAAGAGAAAGAAAGAGAGUAAAAAUAACGUCAGUAAAGAAGUCCGGUUUGGGAAAGUCAGUGACAAAUUCUGUACGUCUGACUCUGAUUGUGGAGAUCUGGAGAGCGAGGAUGAUAAGGGCUCAAAUAGUAUAAAGGACUCUUCUACAAUUAACCUUAAAGACACAACUGUCUUUAACGCGUCUUCUUCCUCACACGGAAACAUGAACUCUCAGAAACAAGCGCCAUCGUUAGCAGAACAGCAUCCAAAGCAGUGGAGGACAGAUGGCUGGAAGACUGUGUCGUCUCCUACGUGGUCAGAUGUCAGCUCUCUAUCAGAUUCAGUCAGAACGAGACUGUCCAGUGAAUCUGAGUACUCCUCUGCUGAUUCAAGUGUUGAGUCGAUAAAGCAAGUUAAAAGGAAAGCACACGAGAAACAAAAGAAGAAUAACGUGCAUACGGUAGACAAGAAAAAUUCUGAUCUCUAUAAAAACUCCACAGCAGAAACCACCAUCUCCAAAACGGAUGUAGAUGGUAAAAUCAUCAAGAAGCAUAAAGCAAAACACAAGCACAAAAGUAAGGAGAAGGACAACGCUCCUAGUCUGGUGCUUAAUCAAGAUAUGAAUGAGAAAUUUGUAAAGAGCUUUUCUUUUGACUUUGAUGAUUCAAGACAAAAGUCCUUAAUUGUUGAGUCUGAAUCUCCAUCAGAGAGUAAGGUCAAAUUAUCCAAACAUGAAAAAGACCACUCGAAAAAGGAGGACAGGCUUUCAAAAGCUAAGUCUGAGGACAAGGAUUGGUCAUCUGGAAAAGACCUGCACAGAACGGCUAAAGAGGAGAAAAACAAGAAGACAAAAGACGCCACUAAGGACAAGACAAAUAAAGAGGAGAGGGACAAACCUGUCAAACCAGACAAGGAGAAAAUUUUUAAAGUCAAAGAAAAACCCAAGGAGGAUAAACAAAAGGCUCACAAAGAAGAGAAAAAGAAAAAGUCCAAGGAGAAGUUGUCCUCAAAAAUAGACCGAAAGGGUGAGCAGAAGGAAGAGAAGCAUCUUAAGGUGGACAAGGAGAAAAUCAUCAAGGAGGACAAGGAGAAAUGCAAAAAAGACAGAAUGCAGAAGGAAGAGUCUGAGCAUGAAGGCUAUGAUGUUAACAAUCGGUUCCUCAACCUGGAAGACACCAAGCUAAGUGUGUCAGAUGAUCAUCAUGACAGAUGGGGUUCUGAGAUGUCCUCUGACUCUUCAAGCUACGGAGACGAUAACUGGGAUGCUCCUGUCAAAGAAGUCAAAGAAUAUAAAUCCAACAACACAGUCAAACUAAUUGUUGAGACUGUUAAAGAAGAGACGAGGAGGAAAGACAACAAAGUCAAGGACAAGAAGCCAGAGCAUAGUGACAAAAAAUCUGAGAAAGAAGUCAGCUCCAAGAAGAAAGAAAAAGACCUCUCAGAAAAGAUGAGUGAGAAGAAAAAAGACUGGUCUGAGAAAACAAAAAUCAACUCCAGCCACUCACUUGAGAAAGACAAAAAGCGGAAGGAAUCCACAGACAUAGUCAAGGACAAAAAAGACAAGGAUUCCCUGGACAGUGGUCGAGACAGAAAGGAGUCUUAUGACGGUGUGAAGGACCGAAAAGAUGUCAAGAUCAAGCAGGAGUCAAUAGAUGAAUAUGGCAGUGACACCUUCUUCAAAGACAUUGAUGCUGUUGGGAAGUCUUGUGAUAUGAGAGAGAGAAAUCACUCUGGGAAAGAAAAAAAGAGUGAAGGAAUGGAAAAGAGAGAAAAGACAAAAGCUGACAAGUAUAAAGAAAAGACAAAAGACAGAGGCACUGACCACGAGAAGGACAGGAGUGAGCGAAGCUCCAUCGAGAAAUCCGUCAAGGACAGAGAUGAAGAUCGGGGCACCAAAGACAAGAAGGAAGGAUCCAAAGAGAAACACAAAGACUCUCAUGGAAAAGACAAAGAUCGAAAGAUGUCUUCUGAACAAACAAAGGACAAAAAAGACAAGGGCUCCCAAGACAAGCAUGCUGAUAGGGAGAAGGAUUUCUUGGAAAUAAAGAAAGAGGAGAAGAAACCAGAAAAAGGCCGAGAGAAAACGUGGUACAAGAUAGCUGAUAUUUUCACAGAUGAGAGUGAUGAGGAGGAGGACGUCUACAGUAGUGGUGUCUUAGCUGGGCCGGGUUCCAUCAGAAAAGACUCGACACCUGAUCAGGAUGAGCUGGAUCACUUCCCCUCAGAAAAAGUGAGAAAAUCCUCUGCAGAAACAAGACACAAUACAGAAAAGACAAAAGACAAAGAACACAAAGAAAAGAAAAAAGAUAAGGCCACAUUUGACACAGGAAAAGAGAGGAAAGGCUCCCUGGAGAAACACAACAAAGACAAGAAGGACUCUGCAGACUCAAAAUACAAAGAAAGGAGAGAUAGAUCCUCGGUGGACUCUAACCAAGAAAAGAAAAACAAGCAGAAGUUGUUGGACAAAAGGGACACAAGUGAGGAAAAAACAAAGACCAAACAUAAAGACAAGCAGGAUCAUUCUAAGGAAAGGAAGCCCUCUAAAGGCAGUGGUGAGAAUGAAAAAUCCCUCUUAGAAAAACUAGAGGAGGAAGCUAUGAAUGAUUACAAGGAUGACUCAAAUGACAAAAACAGUGACAUCUCCUUGGAUAGUUUCACCGAUAGAGGUCAUGAGCCUGUCCUUACUAGUUAUUCUUUCAGCCUAACCGAUAUUUCUGAGGACAGGAGAGACUCCCUGUCCAUAGCUAUGCCACAGGAUAGGUUCAAAGAGAAGGAGAGGCAUCGACAUUCCUCCUCCUCAUCGUCUAAGAAAAGCCAUGACAAGGAGAAAGAAAAAGUCAAGAAGGACAAAGGAGACAAACGUGACAAAGCAGGGGAGAACCGAGAGUCCUACAACCGCAGAGAGAGUCUUCCGUUUGAGAAAGAGCCGAUGCCUCUAGAGGCAGACCCUUACACAUUCCCGUUUGGAGGGAAGGGAGAUGGGGAAGAUGACUUUGAUAAAACAUUGGAAUUUGAAAAAGAGAUGUCCAAAAAGGACAAAGCAACUGGCAUCAUUAGUGAUAGAACGAAGGACAAAAAGAAAAAAGAGAAGCAUAAAGACAAAAUAAAGGAGGAGAAAAACAAGUACAUGGAUGGCUUUGGGUCAUUCAAACACUCCAGAGAGGAUGUAAAGUCGGCAUUGAAAGACAGCCCCCAGAUCACUGUUCUGAAGGAGAGAUCGAAAGAGCAAAGCCCCAAGUUUGAUUUGAAAAAAGACCGAAAUCGAGACACUUUGGAGAAAGACAACAGAAUGGAUCAUGGUAAAUCUAAAAAUGAAAAUGAAAAGCUCACUCAGUCCAAAGAGACAUUACGAAAAGAUAACCGUCCACGUGAAAAGGUGUUGGUGGACGAUGAUUUUCAGAUGACUAGUUUUGGUCAGAUGUUAAGUCUAAAAGAUCAGGAAACUGGGGCUCGUCUCAAGAAGCAAAAAGAAAAAAUGAAGCAGAUGGAGAGACUGAGACCCAAAACAGGGGAUCCUAAGUUGAAAGACAAAGCUAAGCCUACAGAGGAAGUCAAGAAAAACCGCAGCGAGCUGUCUUCGAAGAAACCCAACAGUUUGGAGACUGGUCUGAAGGAAAAAAAGCUAAAGGAUGUUGGCCUCCCUGCUCAAAUGAUGUCUCCAGGGAGGAAGUUCCAGCCUGGUGACAGUCAGAACUCAAAGGACUGGAUGACUAGCCAUCAAAUGAAAGAGAAUCUCCCUGCUUCUCCCAGACCAGACCAAAACAGGCCAACUGGUGUCCCCACUCCAACGUCUGUCAUCUCCUGUCCCAGCUUUGAGGAUGUAAUGCAGACUCCACGUACCCCAUCCUGUAGCCCGGAGGAUUACACUGACAUUAUGCUAGAUGGGCUGGACUGCCAGAACUCAUCUGCCAUGAAUAUGUCAAUGAAUGCCUGCUCCCCCACCUUCUUUGAUAGCAGGUACUCCAAUUCCCACAGUUUCCAAGAGGGCACCUGUCCUACCCCUGCGAAAAACCUCCAGCUACCACUUGUAAGCCGUUCUGCAUCACCUGAUGUCCGCAGGCCGUUGGAGAAUGACUUCAAGUCUGAGUCUGACAAGUAUAGGAAGCAGAGUGAUUCAGCAACUGAUUACGACCUAUCAUCCUCACAGCUCCUGGAGGACAAGUCCAUAACGAUGAAAAGGUUGUCACCACCUGAUUUCUCUCCACUAAGAAUAUUGUCUCCUCGUAGAGAGUCCCACCAUCCAACAUCAGAUGUUGUGGCAACUCUUGCUGGUACUGAAGGGCACGAACACCUUCCUGAGAGCGUAUACAGCAGUUUCUUGCCCAAACCUUCAACACCAGUACAUAGGCCAGAUCCCCAGGAACCGUGCUUUGACAUAGCUGCACCACCAACUCCAGCUCCUGCUGCUUUACCACCACUGGACAUUGAUGACAUCUCAGAGCCUCACCACAGUGAGCCAAAUCUGGUUCUCUCAAAUUUGCCGUGUGUCACGGAAGAACAGGAACAAGAAGAAGAGGAUGAAGAAGAAGAGGAGGAGGAAGAACCUGAUAUGGAUGAGCGGGCUGAUAGAGAUCACUGUGAAGUGGAAGAGCCAGAACAAACAAGAGAUCCAUGUUCUUUCUCUAAUCAAGUUGAGGACCAUUUGAGAAAAAGCUGGCCUACAGUGUCUCCAGACAGACAGGAACAGGAAGUCCACCAGCUUUCCUCAACACAUCCAGCACACAACCACGGAGACAACUGUUUUGAUGAUAGCAUGGGUUGGAACCAAGAUAUGGACCUUAAAGCUGCCCAUGGGGAGAUUGAGGCUGCUGUCUCCAAAAUAACGAGUCCUUACUCUCACUCUGAUAAUGACAUGCAGCCCCUGCCUGGACAUCCCAACAUCUCUUAUGACACCUGGAAUAGGUGGCAUAAAGAGGACACGGAGGACUCGGAUGAGCAGAAGGAGGCUGUGGCAGACAUUCCUUCUCCUGAGAGGCCCGAGUCUGCCAUGGAUGAGGAACCAGACUAUUUAAAUACCUCAUCGUCCUCUAACAGGUUGGACUCCUUUUUCCAUGACUGCAAUAAGCCUGUCUUAGAGGAAGGACACCAGAUGGAUACAGGCUGUGUAGAAUCUGAAAGCAGACUAAGUGCACACAGCUUCAGCACGACUCCCGAUUGUCACAUUUCCCCAGUUGUGGUCUCUGAUCCUGUUGUGCCAUGGGCAGAUCCAUUCUCAGGCGAACCAGAUGAACUGGAUGAUCUAGGGCCAUUUUCAUUGCCUGACCUACCGUUACCAGACAAGUCCGAAGAAGCCGACCCUCGAAACCCUGAGCUAGUUGAACACAGCAAGACUCUGCCAACCCACAUUAGACACAUCAUCACAGACAGAGGUGAGCCAGACAUAAUAGAGGUAGACCUAACUAGCCUUGCAAAGACCUCAUGUCCCUCUGGAAAUCUGAGUUUAGGGGAACCUACUGGACAAGACUUUGUUGUACCAUCACCUCAUACCACCUUUCAGCAGGAGUUGGACCCAGAGCCUCAAAGUGAUCCCAUCAACAGCUCUUUGCCUCUUAACCAACAACAUGGCAACAUUUUAGAUAGAUCACUGGGUUAUGGAGUGCACGAGUCUGAUCCUACCUUGCUGUAUUCACCAGUAAAACCAGAUGCCUGUCAACAACUUCACAUAUCACAGAUCCAUCCCUUCACUGAGUCCAUACAGGUGUCCCUGGAUUCGGUGUCUCCUUCAAAACCAGAACUGAGGCAUGCAGAAAUGUCUGAGACAGUACCAGAAUCUGUGUCAUGCAGUCCUCUUCCUCAUAUCUCAGUGGCAGUCGCUCUCUCCGACCCCGUGGAGUUGCCAGACACUCAGGAACCCCCAUCAAAGCUAACACCAGUUACCCCAACAAUCGUGCCCACCACUGCAGAUGUCCCCAAGAAGGUGGAGGAAAUUCCUCAAAGGAUAACCCGCAAUCGCACCAAGAACAAUCCCUCUGCUGCUGUUCUUUCUACCUCCAGCAUCAUAACCUCAUCCACCACUGUGACAACCAGUCAAGUGGUGAGCAUUAACACGGCUCCCACAAGAACCCCGACACUCACGCCAGUGUCUUCCUUUCCAUCUCUGAAGAAAGAUUCCAGUAUUUCCACUGCGGCAUCUAAUUUAACCCCAGCAGUGUCUGUACCGUCUUCUGUGACAACUUCUGCAUCAGUGGUUCUCAGUAAGACGACCAAGGGUCGUCCCCUCCCUGUGGAUGAAGACGACGCCCAGACGCAGCACCCACGGAAGAGGAAAUUUCCUCGUUCAGCUGGGCAGCAAGUCCAGGUCCAGCUUGUAAACACGGCCAUGCAGCAGACCAGGGAAAUGAUUCAGCAGACGUUAGCUGUUGUUGUCAAUGCCAUCAAGCUGGAUGAGAUUGAGCCCUACCACAGUGACCGGUCCAACCCCUAUUUUGAGUACCUACAGAUCAGGAAGAAGAUUGAGGAGAAGCGGAAGAUUCUGUGCUACAUUACCCCUCAGGCCCCGCAGUGUUACGCUGAGUAUGUGACCUACACCGGCUCUUACCUGCUGGAUGGCAAGCCUCUUAGCAAGCUGCAUAUUCCUGUGAUCGCUCCACCUCCGUCACUGUCAGAACCGCUGAAGGAGCUCUUCAGGCAACAGGAGGCAGUGAGAGGCAAGCUCAGGUUGCAGCACAGCAUUGAGCGGGAGAAACUAAUUGUUUCAUGUGAGCAGGAGGUUUUACGGGUCCACUGCAGGGCAGCUAGAACAAUAGCCAAUCAGGCUGUACCAUUCAGUGCCUGCACCAUGCUGUUGGACUCUGAAGUCUACAAUAUGCCAUCAGAGAGUCAGGGUGAUGAAAACAAAUCGGUAAGAGAUCGCUUCAACGCACGUCAGUUCAUUUCAUGGAUACAAGACGUGGAUGAUAAAUAUGACCGCAUGAAGACAUGUUUAUUGAUGCGACAACAGCAUGAGGCUGCAGCCCUCAACGCAGUGCAAAGGAUGGAAUGGCAGUUAAAGGUCCAGGAGCUGGAUCCAGCAGGACACAAGUCCCUGUGCGUCAAUGAAGUGCCGUCCUUCUACGUGCCAAUGGUCGAUGUCAACGACGACUUCGUCCUGCUGCCUGCGUGACACGUCAGUGCUCACAGAUUGAGGUUAAACUCCAUCUGAGUCACUUCUUCUCUAAGAGACUUCGUUGAACUGAACGAAUGGAAAGGGCUAGCAAGUUCAAAAGAAGAGUUGCUGCAGGAAAAAAUUCUUAAGAAAAGGAGGAAGGUUUGGAAAAACUUGCUCUUCAUUCACUUCCGUGAAGAAGGAAAGGGUUUUUUUUACUGAGGGAAAAGAAAUGACACAACUUGCACUUUCAUCCUUAAAGUUUUUAUGCUUUUGUUUGGUCGGAGUGUGAGAAGCAGAAACAGUUUUUUGCUUUGAAGCGCCGAUGUUGAGACACAACUCCUCAGUGCUUCAUUAUGGUGAGACGGGGGACAGAGGUUUAUUUUCUGCUUUCGUUUUCGCCCCCUGCUUCAACAGCCGUUGCCACUGGGAGGAUACAUCAGAGAGGAGCUCUCCCAGCAGCUUGGUGCCUGUCCAGAGGAAGCCCUCGUUGAGACGCCUCCUUUGUUGGCGUGGAGCUCUCAGUGGGCCAGGAGAUGGAGUCCAGCACUGACCCAGAGGAUGUCGAAGGAGAAUCGUGGAUCUUUAGAGGCUCCAGGGAGCUACGGUCAGCCGCUGGUCGUUUUUGAGAUACAAAACCAUUCACCUGCCGGAUUUACCUGCAGGAUGCCCUGUUUGUUGGUCUUGCACCGGCCCUCUCUAAGUCGCGCUGUAACAAAGCUUGCAGCGGGCAGGACCGCGGUGAAGAAGACGUGUGCACGUGAGGGCCUAGCGUCUGAGAGGAGGACAGACCCUGCAGCCUCUCAGCCUGGCUGAAAAGAACAGGAUGAGCCCAGAUCCCUGAGGGCAAACCGAAGUGUUCCUCAGUGACUGCUCGCUCUGAUGUAAACGCAUCAGCCCGCCAUGGACUGCAACGACACAACAGGACAACCCGAACAAACAAACCUAACGAAUGUUGAUAUUCAAAGAGUCUGUUGUGGUUUGGCAGGAAAAGAGAAAUAUUGUUUUUGUCUAUUUCUUUACUUGGGCAUUUCAUUGUUUCUGAGGAAGUGACUUGAAACACUACAGAGCCAAUAUUAGUUUAAUGGAAAAAAACAAACAAAAAACAAUAGAAAAAAAGUUGUAUUCCGUAAAUUAUGUACAGUUUUUAUAUUCGUUAACCAACGUAUUCUUGCUGCCUUCUAGAUAAUUUAUUUUGCCACACAUUACUGCACAGUUGUAAAUAACCUAUGUACUGUAAUAUCACUCAGUUAAGUGUAAAGAAAAAAAAGUAAAAUGAAUAUCUUUUUAUGUACAGUUCACUUUUGGGCAGCACUUUCCCCCUCUCAUAUCCAAUGGGCCAAAACGUGUACAUGACUCUGUCAGUAUUUGAACGACUCCAGUGCACAGUUGUAUAAACCAGUCUGUAGAUUCAGUCAGCUCACCUGGACGUGAGCCGCUGCAACGCAAACCGCUGGCAGAAACGAUUCUGGAUGGAACGGGCCGACCGCGACACAGCCCCUCAUGUAGCAGAACGGAUGUGGAGGGUUUUAUUUAAAGAAUAAACAAAAGAUUACUAUUCAUUGCUUUACUACACAAUUAUAUCAGAAAAUUUUUGAACCAAGAAAAUGCCUUUUUCAGUAAAAAACAAAAAAAAAACACUCAUUUUUGGGCAAAGCCACAUAGUUAUAUAUGGGUAGGAUGGAAGAGUUGUCAUUCACACGCAAAACCAUUUUUAAGUGUCGUCUUCUUUUCCUCGUUUAUAUAUUUGAAAAUCGCUUUCGACGCCACAGAGCGCGUAGACACGUCUUUACGCUCUUCCUGUUCUCUCAGCUCGUCCGAUCUUCCCGUUGAAUAGACAGGAUAUCCGUCAGCCCUUUGUUCGUUCAUGUUGUUCCCUAGCAUCACUAGGUGGUGACAGUGUCCCAGAACACACAACCAUUUGGCUUGCCAUGGAUGUUUUUAAGUAUUUUUGAAUUUUAUCACAACCAGUCGGAUGGUUAAGUUUCCUCAUCCUAGUUUAGGAAACAGCUCAAGUCACAUCAUACUUCCUACUUUUAUUCACUUAUAAACUACCAUCAGAUAGUUUAGGGGUUUUAAAUUUUAGUUUACUUCAUAUUUUGUUGCGUCAGGCCCAAGAAGACCGUUACGAGACUUAAAUCUUUGUUAGCGUAAACCAAAAAUGUGAACAAAAACACAUACGGUGGAGGGGGAAAGACAGUACAUUAGACCUUUUUUUGUUUGUUUAUACAAGAUUCCGUUCGAAAUGUCAAUUUAUGUCUAUACGUAUCGAUCCCUACGUUUGGUUGUUCUGAUGAGCGCUCCCGACCCGGCACGAUGGCUGCCCGUCUGCGAGAGAGAGCUGCUCGCGUAUCCCAAAGGCAAAAUGAUCUGAAACACAUUUACACUCAUUUGGCGUUGCGUGUAUGGCGUGUCUAGUCGAGUGCAAUGGUUGUUGCUAUUACACUGUGCAGACAAGGUGGCUAGAUAUUAUAGUUCUGGAUAUGUUGGAGAGGGAAACGCAUCUGAGCAAACAUACAGGAAAAGAAACCUUUACAAGUAGCCAGAAAUGUGUUGUUUUCCUUUAGCUCUGUUCGUCUUGUUUCUUGUUUUUGGGAAGAAAGUGUUUGUUCAAAGUCUUCAUGUAUGUGUGUAUUUUCCUUUCAUUUUAGCCUUGUGUAUGUUGUUCAUCUCUCUGUUAUUUGGUAGCAUGUCAAUCACAUUGCUUGUCCGGCAGAAUGUAUACCGCUAACUAUGCCCCGCCCGACACCCUCUCACCAUUUACAAGACACAGAGCGUUUCAUGUGUCACGUCACAUCCCCCUUUUACUUUUACCUUCUUAUUAAAACCAUUCAAGCCCAGUCUAGGUGUAAACUUGUGCGAUCAAUAAUUUCUUUAAACCACAAAGGCUUGAAAUGGUGAUGGCUGACUCAUCAGACAGACCAACCCCCCCUUCCAGAAUGCUGCACAGCUACAUACUGAAUGCGUCCGAACACGCCGUACAAACAUCCAGAGAAUCCACGACGAAGUCCUCGGAUGCACAGUAGAGCACUUGGCCGUGUUGACACGGAUGCUAGCCUGACAUCACCUCAGUCAGCAACAUAUUACCUCUACUCUCCUCACAUUCACUCAUGUUUAUUUUAUUAUUAUUUUUUAUUUUUAUUACUACUUACGGGACAUAAAUAGACUUGACUGCUAUUUUUUCAUUGUAUAGAAUCACAAUUUCAAGCCUUUUUUUCAUGUUUUCUUUUGUUUUUUUUUAAUUAAACCCAACUGUAGCCAUUUCUUUUUGCUUUUAUUUCUAGAAUGAAAACGACUAAUAAAAAGCAUGGAGAACUACUCUUUAAAUGGUAAAAAUAACCUAUUUAUUAUCUUCUUUUCCCCCCAACACCUGUGGUUUAUAUAUAUAUAUAUAUAUAUAUAUAUAUAUAUAUAUAUAUAUAUAUAUAUAUAUAUAAUUUUUUUCCCUGGAUUUUUCAGUUGAAGUUUGUUUCCGCUGUGUAAAUUUUCCUCCUUGUAAUGCGUGAAAGAGACAUAUUGUACAUAUCUCUGUAAAUAAAACCUCCCAGGACGUUUUGCACCCUCCUCUUUGUACUAGUCUGAAAAAUUGCGUAGAAUGUGGGGUUCUAACAGCAACGGGCCGUGUUGCGCUCGCUGCAGGUGAUUAUGAUGUAACAAUGUAACAUUUUUUUUAUUUGUACAAUGUAGUUUAUUUGUGUACAUAUUGUUGGAGCAGCUAAAUGGGGUGGGGGGGGUGGUAUUUGAUGGGGGUUGUGGAUGCUAUCGUCAGUGCUGUAACAGUACUUUCGCCUCCAGCUGUUGUUGAUUUCCUGCAAAAAAUGAAAAAAAUUAAGGAAAAAAGCAAAAAAUAUAUAUAAAAAUGACAAACUGAACAUGAGUGUAGGUUGGGGGGGCUAAAACUGAAAAGUAAAAAUUCUAAAUUGUUAUUUUCUACGUUGCAUGUACAGAGAGCGCGAGAACUGCUGUUGUUCCUCAGAGAUUAUGUUCGUUAAUAAAACUUUAAAAUAUUA
Molecule: messenger RNA, 13037 nt
Organism: Nothobranchius furzeri (turquoise killifish)
Lineage: Eukaryota; Metazoa; Chordata; Actinopteri; Cyprinodontiformes; Nothobranchiidae
Gene: ankrd11
Product: ankyrin repeat domain 11
Biological process (GO): anatomical structure morphogenesis
Molecular function (GO): protein binding
Source: RefSeq, a predicted model, not a curated record